AUGGAUUUCCGUCUAGUGCCUCGCGGGGAAGAUCGCAACUAUACCGGGUUCCUUACCAAAACAAUCGUCUACACCGGUUCCUUAAUAUUAUUCUUAGCUUCCUUCGGGUUAACCAUCUCCUCGAUCGCCGUUCCGAGAUGGGUUAGCUAUGAUUCGCCCACCUUCCACUACUCCUACGGCCUCCACCGUCGCUGCUCCUCCGUCGAGGGCGCCUGCUGGGGCUUCCCGCAGCGCGAGGAUUGCCACGGCGAGGACCGGUACUUCUGUUCGAUGUGGCGCUCCGUCGGAUUCCUGAUGUCGUUCGCCGUGGUGCUGGAGGGCAUGAGCCUGGUCGCGUUUCUGAUCGUCUUGUCCGGCGGGAAGCGGCUGCGCGAGUCCGGGUGGAAGGUUUUAAGUUUGUUCAUCUUGUUGUCCGCGGUGGUGCAGGCGGCGAGUAUGGGGAUUGUGGUAAGUUCCUUCUCUUUGGUACUUGCGCAGAGUGCUGACCGAACCGUUUCCCAUCGACAGGCGUACCUGUUCGACAACGAGAAACGUUUCUUCCCUGGUUGGGUACUCUCCGACUCCUGGAUCUUCUGUACCGUCAGCUGGUGCGUGAGUCUCUUCUGCGCGGCGGCGUUGAUCCUGGCGGCGUAUAUGUUGCCGUCGGAGGGUGGGUAUGAGUUGAUACCGGAUAAUGAGGGUUGA
This is a messenger RNA of Aspergillus uvarum CBS 121591, 684 nucleotides long. RefSeq lists its product as uncharacterized. Lineage: Eukaryota; Fungi; Ascomycota; Eurotiomycetes; Eurotiales; Aspergillaceae. Bases 1 to 684 code for a protein of 227 amino acids. The transcript has 4 exons. The record is from RefSeq and is a predicted model, not a curated record.